Didymosphaeria variabile is the source of this 843-nucleotide messenger RNA. RefSeq lists its product as uncharacterized. The transcript is spliced from 3 exons. The record is from RefSeq and is a predicted model, not a curated record. Bases 1 to 843 code for a protein of 280 amino acids. NCBI's taxonomy places the organism in Eukaryota, Fungi, Ascomycota, Dothideomycetes, Pleosporales, Didymosphaeriaceae.
AUGUCUGAUCUUAAGAACUUCGAUCGCAUGUUCCGCCUCGAUGGCAAGGUUGCGCUGGUGACGGGCGGAUCAAGAGGUAUGGGGCUCCACACCGCGACGGCCUUCCUGCUCGCAGGUGCUAAGAAGGUCUUCGUAUCCGCACGUAAGAACGAAGGCGCUCAGGGCAUCGACCAAGCCGUCGAGAAGCUCAAUAAGCUGCCCGUCUCCGGACAGGCGAUUGGCAUCGCGGCGAACGUCGCAGACACAGAUGACAUCGCGCGGCUGGUGAAGGAGGUCCAGAAGACAGACGACAAGCUCGACAUCUUGGUGUGUAAUGCGGGCGCAACAUGGGGAGGUCCGUUCGACCCGACACCAGACUGGGGCAGUAAAAAGGUGCUGGAUCUGAACGUGCGGGGCGUGUUCAACCUGGCGAGACUAUUCGCACCGUUGCUCGAGAAGGCAGGCACGCGCACAGACCCCUCUCGCAUCAUCAUCGUCUCGUCGACUGCAGGCACCACCGUCCCACACGUCGGCGAACAUGGCACAAUCAUGUACAGCGUCUCCAAGGCUGCUGCGCAUCACCUCUCACGCCAGCUCGCAGUGGAGCUUGGCCCGCGAAACAUCACAACCAACACGGUCGCUCCUGGCUUCUUCCCGUCGAAGCUGGCCAACGGCUUGAUCGAGAACCUUGGAGGGCAAAAGUCGCUGGAGGACCACAACCCGCGUAAAAGGCUAGGAGAGCCCGAGGAUAUUGCUGGUGUCAUGGUAUACUUGGCGUCGCCCGCGGCUUCCUAUGUGAACGGAGAAGACAUUGCAGUCGAUGGAGGCGUUCGGUUUGCAGCAGGGCGGCAAUCACGGUUGUAG